CCCCAGGGCUUUAUAGGGAGCCCCGGUGUCCUGCCUCUGGUCUCUGGGAUUGGCAUUUGCCAGCCACCCUUCCCUGGCACCGGUGCGCAGGGGCACUGAGGAAACACCAGGAUCCCUCCCCUUCCAAGACCUGGGCUUUCCAAAAAAAAGGAAAAUAGAUGGACCCCCAAACACACAGGAUGAGUGCCUUGGCGCCCAGUCCUCUGGCCCUGGACUACCUGGAUGAAUUCGACCUGCUGAAGUUUGAGGUGAAGCAGGAGGCCUCCAGGCCGGGGGGCAGCUCAUCGUUGACCUCCACCCCCUGCAGCUCCGUGCCCCCUUCGCCCACCUUUGACAAGGCCGGCGGGGACCCCAAGUCCACUCUGGAGGAGCUCUACUGGAUGGCCACGUUGCACCAGACCCUGGCGGCAGCCGCAGCAGGGGGUGGCCCCGAGACCCAAAUGAUGCCCGGUUUGGAUGAGGCCGUUGAGGCAUUCUUGGGGGUCCCCGUGAUGGAAGGGGGACUCCGGGGAAGAGCCACCCCGCAAAUCCAGGGUUUCGUUGGAGCCGGUGAAGGGCUUGGAGGAGACCAGCAGCAGCUCCCGCCAAUGCUCUCGGACCGCUUCUCAGACGCCCAGCUGGUCUCCAUGUCGGUGCGGGACCUCAACCGCCAGCUGCGGGGCUUCGGCAAGGACGAGGUCCAGCGGCUGAAGCAGAAGCGGCGCACCCUCAAGAACCGAGGCUACGCCCAGUCCUGCCGCUUCAAGCGGGUCCAACAGCGCCAUGUCCUGGAGGCCGAGAAGUGCCAGCUAGCCCAGCAGCUGGAGGCCCUGCGGGUAGAGAUGGCCCGGGUGGCCCACGAGCGAGACGUCUACAAGGCCCGGUGCCAGAAACUCCUCGGGGACGCCGCCGGAGGAUCCGGCGAGGAGACCACCGAGCCCCCAACCCCCCAGUCUACCUCGCUAGCCCAGUUCUUCCUAUAAAUCGCCCUUCCGUGGCCCAGUGGGCUAUGAGAGCUUGAACUGUGUGUGCCCCUAUCCUAGCUCCAGGAUCAUGGAGGCGUCUUCCCCUUUCGGUCCACCAGGGGGCAAUAUCAGCAGAAUGUAAUGACCUUUUCUCCCACCAGGUGGCGCCAAAGCACUUGCCAUUAUGCUGCGGCGCAGUGGGCCAAUCCAACCUACAAAUAUAUAGGUUUUACAGCUUCUCCCAUCUCUACGAAUCUUGGGAAUUGUCAUAGGGAAAAGGGAAGAAUGCUUUCAAAGUAGUUAUGGGCAAUUUUUGGCUCUCCCUAUGUCGCUAUCCUCCAUCUAUGCUAGCUAUCACCAAUGGUGAGGGAUUAUGGGAGCUCCAGUCGUAGUAGACCAGAAGUCCUUUCCCAUUACGGCAUUAUACAUCUUGAUAUCACUUUAAUUGCCACCGUUCUUUUCUAUGGACUGCUGGGAUUUGUAGUUCCACAUUAUAUUACUACACUUUCCAGCAUGUGCAGAAUGUUGCAGUUAAAAUGGUAUCAGAGUGUUAUGAUUGGACACUGGACAUGCAGAACUGGGAUAUGCAGUACACUUGAACCUCAUCAUCCACAAAUUCUGCAAGCAUGGAUUUCACCAUUCACAACUUAUAUAUAUAUAGCUAAAAAGGAAAUCUUCAUUUUGCCAUUUUAUAUAAGGGACACCCCAUUGUAGUACCCCAUUGUAGACAAUGGAACUUGAGUAUCCACAGAUUUUGGGAUCCAUACAGAGUCUUGGAACCAUGUCCCAUUAGAUACCAAGAACCAACUGUAUUUGUGGACUACAACUCUCACAAUUCCCUGCUUAACAUAGGAUUUGUGGUCCAAAAAUUUGAGGGAUUCAAGUUGCCAACUAACAUUAGAGUUUCUUAUAACCAUUGCUCAAAACUACAAAUCCCAAGAUUCUCCAAGAGAAGGAAUGACUUCUAGGCUGCCACUAAACUGUAGAAUUGAUGCUGUUUGACUGCCGUGGCUUAGUGGCAUGGAAGCCUGGGAGUUAUAGUUUGCAGUACUCUUUGGCAUAGAAGGCCCUUGUAAAACUACAACUCCCAGGAUUCCAUCGCAUAGUGCCACGGCAAUCAAACUGGUGUCAAACUGCAUCCAUUCUGCAGUGUAGAUGUGCCCUGAAUCAUGGUGCCAACCUUUACAAUGCUCCUUUUUUUCUGUCAUUGUGUUGGUUGCUUUGUUUGAAGUCAAGAGGGGUAAACUGUAAAGGGAAAGGAGAGGCCAGUGGCGUAACAUCCCCGGGUAGAAAAUUGUGGAAAUGUCAGAGAGAGAAAGGCACGUAUUGUGGUUGCUGAGCAACCGCAUACCUUUCUUCCUCUCCACCUCUCGGCUUUUGUGCGUCCUGACACAAUAGCCCAAUGUGGUACAACUAGGAAUGCAUCUACACUGUAGAGUCAAUGCGGUUUGACACCACUUGAACUAUCAUGGCUCGUUGCUAUGGGAUCCUGGGAUUCAUACAACUCUACGGAUCUCACAGCAUCGGGUCAUGGCUGUUAAAGUGUAGAUCAGGUACAGUAUAGAUCAGAUAUGGCAAACUUUGUCCCUCCAGGUGUUUUGGACUCCAACUCCUACCGGCUGUUAGGAAUUGUGGGAGUUGGAGUCCAAAACACCUGGAGGGACAAAGUUUGCCCAUGCCUGGUGUAGAUGCAUUCAAUGUUUUAUGGGGAUAUGGCCAUUUUCAGGAGGUGAAAGGAGCCAGCGAGGUGGACAUUCAAAAAAAUUCCAACACGGAUGUGUCUAUGUACCCCAAAAGUCCCAUCGCAAUCUUUCAACCGGAUCCACAAAAAAUAAUAAAAACAUUCCCCUUUUUUGGUUUAA
Anolis carolinensis (green anole) is the source of this 2806-nucleotide messenger RNA. It is a transcript of the gene nrl, whose product is annotated as neural retina leucine zipper. The transcript has 3 exons. Gene Ontology annotation, biological process: regulation of transcription by RNA polymerase II. Gene Ontology annotation, cellular component: nucleus. Lineage: Eukaryota; Metazoa; Chordata; Lepidosauria; Squamata; Anolidae. Gene Ontology annotation, molecular function: RNA polymerase II cis-regulatory region sequence-specific DNA binding; DNA-binding transcription factor activity, RNA polymerase II-specific. The record is from RefSeq and is a predicted model, not a curated record. Bases 159 to 962 code for a protein of 267 amino acids.